Messenger RNA from Tetrahymena thermophila SB210, 636 nucleotides. RefSeq lists its product as hypothetical. NCBI's taxonomy places the organism in Eukaryota, Ciliophora, Oligohymenophorea, Hymenostomatida, Tetrahymenidae. The record is from RefSeq and is a predicted model, not a curated record. The transcript has a single exon.
AUGUUAUAAAUUUAUAAAAUAAAUAUUUUAGUAUUAUUGUUCUACCCUUGUUAAGUUGUAAUAAAUAAAUAAUACUUCCACUAACUAACUUACUUACUUACUUAAAAUAUUAUUUACUCAAAUAAAUCAAUACUUAUUUUAAUUCUUCAUUCUUAAACUUAACAGUUAGAAAUAGAUCUGUUGUAAGAUGAGUAAAAUAAAAAUAAAUCUCGAAGAAAUCUAAAAAUACUACCUCAUACCAAAAUUAAAAAAAAACACUCUUAUUAAGAAAGUUUGUGUCUCUAAAUCAUACCAGAUCAAUAAAUCCUUCAUUUAUUCAUACAUGCACUGCACCUUGAUAAGCAUGCUGGAAUUUUUAUAUAAUUAAUAUCUUAGGGAAGUAUUUUAAUUUACUUAUAGUUAUAAUCAACAUUUUAAACUCCAAUUCUAUCUAUAAAUCAACCAAAAAACUAAAAAAAUAAAUAAAUAAACGAUAUUACAAUAAUUGCUAUUUGCUCUUGGAUAUAAAGCCUAACAAAAAAACAAUUAAUGAAUAAAUCAUCAAACAAACAACAACAACAACAAUAACAAUAACUUCAUUUAUACAUUAGAUAUUGGCUGAUAAUUAAAAUACAAUAAAAUAAUAAUAUCUCUUGA